This is a messenger RNA of Annulohypoxylon maeteangense, 2476 nucleotides long. RefSeq lists its product as uncharacterized. The transcript has 4 exons. The record is from RefSeq and is a predicted model, not a curated record. Lineage: Eukaryota; Fungi; Ascomycota; Sordariomycetes; Xylariales; Hypoxylaceae. Gene Ontology annotation, molecular function: zinc ion binding; DNA-binding transcription factor activity, RNA polymerase II-specific. Gene Ontology annotation, biological process: regulation of DNA-templated transcription. The coding region runs from base 283 to 2373 and encodes 696 amino acids.
UUUCGAACGGAAGGGUUACAUCGAGUUACAUCCAGGGCUGGGGCUUGGCAUAUUCUACUUCUGCGACCUGGAACAUCGCGACGAACUGAAGUUUACAACUACUCUAAGACCUCUAAGACCUCUAAGACAUCCAAAUCUAGCGAAUACCUAAUCCUGACAUAUGAUUUAAAGAGAACUUGGAAUCUCUAUCAAAUUGCAUAAAUUUCGAUAAUUCUAGAAUUUUGUUGACGGAGGGAGAAUCCUAAGAGUUACCUCAAGGAUCAUCAUCCUUCGACUUUCAAGAUGGUGUACUGCGGGAAACCCUCAAAGGGCUGUCAGAUGUGCAGGACGAGAAGAAUCAAGUGUGACGAGACAAAGCCAACAUGCAACCAAUGUGCCAAAUCACGAAGACAAUGUCCCGGGUACAAGGACGAGUUUGACCUCGUCUUCAGGAACGAAACUCAGGCAACGGAACGCAGAGCACGGAAAGCCAGUAAGAAAGUACUGGCACAGAAGACUGUCAAACCAGACCCGGACUCUCCUUCGGGAGAUCUAAAUGUGUCUCCAGUCUUCGCCAAUAGCAUCAAAUCACAACUUGCCCAAGCCAUCAUCCCCUCGCUCAACAUCCCCGUCGAGCACCAAGCAAGCUGCCACUUCGUCUCCAACUUCAUCCUGGUGCCCCCGGAAGGCGAAGGAAAUACACGUGGGUUCAUGGACUUCAUCAUCCCGCUGCUGAAGUCCGAUCCGCACGGGCAAUUGCAGCACGCCUUCAAUGCCUGCUCUAUGGCUUUCCUGAAUAAUCGAGGGGGCUCAGAGUCUAGGUUAUCGGAUCGGGCUCUGCAUGAGUAUACGAAGGCACUCAACGGGACCAACGCCGCUCUAAGGAAUCCCGAGAUGCAGUUGGCGGAUUCGACGUUAGCGGCGGUGUUGUUGCUAGGUUUAUUCGAGAGUAUCACGGCCAAGCAAAUCGGCAUGUUGAACUGGGGCUCGCAUACCGAGGGCGCUAUACAGCUCGUAAAAGCCCGGGGGAAGAAGCAGCUCAAGACGAAAGUCGGAUUGACGCUGUUCAUCGCCGUGAGAACUCAGAUGAUAAUCCACAGUCUCACAUCUGGCACAACCCCGAUCAUGGGUGAAGAAUGGUGGAUCAACGACGCCGUACGCGACCGCGCCGCAGCGAAAUGCCACCGCCUCAUGAUCAAAACCGGCGAGCUGCGCGCCGAAGUAACGCGGUUGAUGAACAGCAUGGCGCGCACCCCGUCAAACAUCGACGUGAUGCUCGAAAUGAUCCGCCGCCUACAAGCCGUCGACCAGGAAGUAGUAGCGUGGAUGCGCGGGGUGCCGUCCUCAUGGCGGUACCGCACCGUAGCCUGGGAAGACAGCGUGCCAGGCGGAGACUACGGACGCGCGGAGGUGUUUCCCGGGAGAAUCGACAUGUACCGCGACUUCUACAUCGCGAGCGUGUGGAAUACGAUUCGGACGGCAAGACUGGUACUUAUGAGUUUGGUCGUCAGAUGCGCGGCUUGGGUGUGCAGUCCCGUGGACUAUCGGACGACGAGGGAGUAUGCGACUGCAGCUAGGACAUGUGUCGACACCAUCACGGACAUCAUCGCAAGCGUGCCGUAUCAUCUAGGCUGGCACUUAAAAGAAGGGAAUCGAAGACGGAUUCGCCAGUUCUUGCGACAUCAACAACACGACGACACCACUACGACCGGGUUCAACACAUACACCAGCACCCAAGACGAAGACAGCUCAGACAACCUCGGUCUCAACGACGGCGAAUUCGCCUGCGGAGAAGCAAACCACGUCAAAGCGCUAGCAGGCUACUUCCUCACGUGGCCGCUCACCUGUCUCAACAGCCAGGACUACACGACGGACGCGCAGCGGGCGUGGAUCCACGGGCGGCUGGGGUUCAUCAGCAAUGAGCUCGGCGUCAGGUACGCGCACAUCCUCAAGCAGCUGCAGAUCCGCAUCCCGUCCAUGCUGAUCCGACGGGACGGGCUGAUGGCGAGUCCGUACGGGGCUGCGCACGAUUAUUUGAAGAUGGUUAGUGAGAGUCGGAGAGCACAGCAGCAGGUGCAGGCGCAGGUGCAUAAUAUGGGGAUGGGGAUGGGUGCGCGGCUAGGGGCGCAGCAACAACAGCAACAGCAACAGCAACAGCAGGAGUAUGGGUACGGGUAUGGGUACAAAGCCGAUGGCGCGGACGGGGGCGUGGGGGCGCAGUUGCUGUCACCGGCGAGUAGCAGCAGCGGGAGUACGAGCCCCCUCGAACACGUGGAGGCGCUGCAGAAGGAGAGGUUCGAGGUACAUCGUGCGGAGCUGCUUGCGAGGGCUGCAGGAGGACAGGAUGCCGGAGAGGGCGCCAAGUGGGUUGCGAAGAAGUGGCUUACCGUGUGAUGGUGUGGGAUGGCUUGGGCUGAAAAGGAUACGCAGGACUUUUCCCCCGUCUCGUCAACCGAGAGACAUACCUACCUAAGUAAGUAGGCUUAGGGGGGAGGUG